AAAAUCUUGAAUACCCACUAGCAGAAAAUCCCUCUUUAUAAUAAAAAUAAAAUGUCAUCAUCUUCAGCAGAAUCAAAAAUGGCUUUGGCCAAGACUGUUUUAUCGACAGUAGGCUCUGUUGCUGCAACAGCCAUGUUAGUCCGUACUAUAGUCCAUGAUUAUAUCCCACCAGAAUUCCAUGAAUAUAUCUUUUUUGGACUUAAAAAUAUUUUCACCAAAUUCUCAAAUGAGUUUACAAUGGUAAUUGACGAAUUUGAUGGCCUUGUCAACAAUGAAAUUUAUGAAGCUGCUGAAAUCUAUUUGGGCAACAAGUUGUCCCCUAACACCCACAGACUCAAAAUCAGUAAGCCUGAGAAGGAGAAGAAUUUUAACGUCGCGAUGGAACGUAAUGAGGAGGUGACAGAUAUUUAUAAUGGACAGAAAUUCAAGUGGAUUUGGCUCUGCAUGCAAACAGAGGCUAAACAUUUCCAUAAUCCUAGAGACAUGAAUUCCACUCUAAAAUCAGAAGUAAGGUCUUUUGAGCUAACAUUUCACAAGAAAAACAAAGACCUUGCCCUUAAUUCUUACUUGCCUUACAUUUUAAAAGAAGCAAAACAGCAAAAACAUGAAAACAAGACAAUCAAGAUUCACACUGUAGAUUAUGAGAACAUAUACAAUUUACAUGACAUGUGGAAGCCAGUAAAUCUUGAUCAUCCUGCAACUUUUGAGACAAUUGCAAUGGAAUUAGACCAAAAAGACAUGAUUUUGAAAGAUUUAGAGAGAUUUGUAAAGAGGAAAGAGUAUUAUAGAAAAGUAGGGAAAGCAUGGAAAAGAGGGUAUUUGUUGUUUGGUCCUCCGGGGACUGGGAAAUCAAGUUUGAUUGCUGCAAUGGCUAAUUAUUUGAACUUUGAUAUAUAUGAUUUGGAGUUGACUGAGCUAAGGAGGAAUUCACAUUUAAGGAAGUUGUUGGUUACCACAGCUAAUAAGUCAAUUUUGGUGGUAGAGGAUAUUGACUGUACAAUUGACUUGCAAGAUAAUUUGGCUAAUCGAGCUGUCGUUGUUGCUAAUUCACAUGGUUUUCAUCAGCAAGAAAGCAAGGUGACAUUGUCUGGUUUACUGAAUUUUAUUGAUGGACUAUGGUCAAGUUGUGGCGACGAAAGAAUCAUAAUUUUUACAACAAAUCACAUAGAAAAACUCGACCCUGCACUAUUACGGCCUGGUAGAAUGGACGUACAUAUUCAUAUGGCAUAUUGCACACCUUGUGGUUUUAAGCUUCUUGCUUCUAAUUACCUUGGGAUUAAAGAGCACAAACUUUUCAAAGAAAUUGAGGAAUUAAUUGGCAUAGAAAUGGUAACGCCUGCAGAAGUGGCAGAGCAGCUGUUGAAGCAAGAUGAGAUUGAGGAUUCCCUUAAAGGGUUAAUUAAUUUUCUAAAUGCAAAGAGAAAAGAGAAGAAAGUGGAAAUAACUCAAGUGGAGUCUGUUGAGAAGAAGCUGGAAAGUGAUGAAAAUGGGAUUAAAGAAAAGGGAUUACCAAAUGGGAAAAGUUAAAACCACAUGGGGGAAAAGCCUAUUAUAGAAUAUGACACCCUUUUAUCCUUUUAAUUUGGUCAAUAUAAAUUAUAAAGGAGCCUAUCUAAUAAAUUGUAGUAUAAUUAUUAUAUACUAAUUACGG
Messenger RNA from Nicotiana tabacum (common tobacco), 1651 nucleotides. Its product is annotated as AAA-ATPase At3g50940. Lineage: Eukaryota; Viridiplantae; Streptophyta; Magnoliopsida; Solanales; Solanaceae. The record is from RefSeq and is a predicted model, not a curated record. Gene Ontology annotation, molecular function: ATP hydrolysis activity; ATP binding.